UUCAAUUACAGAACUUAGAAAGAGCAGGUGUUUAGAUGAUUAUGCUACCCUGUAAUAAAAAUAAAACGCAUGCUAUUAAUGUAUUUUGACUGGAUGAUUUGUUUUAUAGAUAUAAGAGAUGAAAUAAAGAGGAUACUUUUAUACAUCGUCAACUUUUUAUUGCUGAGACCUCUCAGUUUUGGUAACCCUGAUGAAGAAGGAAAUUCAGAUGGAAGUACGUCCUCGACAGUCUCCAUCGCCUGUGGUUUUGCAAUUAUACUUAUCAUGAUUGUAUAUUCGUUAGUUGCAGUGGAGAACUCUACCGUCUCUUCUUUACGAGAAACUCUAGCACCAGCAGUGGUUGCGGGAACAGUUGCUUUAGCCCUCGUUUUGAUCCUCUUCGUCGUCUGUCGGUCAAAUAAUGCCUUAAGACGUCGGCAACAAUUAAAAAACAAAUGCGUCGAACUAGAGAUCAAGUUUUUGUGGUUUGUUGGGUUAGGGGUGCUUUUGUUCUCCGGAAAAAAUUUGGCCAUUAAAUUUGAGUGCAUAAAAGAAAGUUCAGUCCUUAAUGAGAUUGCAAGCAUAAUGUCAUCACUUCUGAAGAUAGUGUUCAUGUUGACCCAAUUGAGUCUGAUUACGUAUUUAAGAAAUUCUCAACUUCUUGGUGGAUUGUUAGUCAAUUACUUAACUGGAGGAUUGCUUUUAGCAAACACUAGUGUAUGGAUCUUUUUCAUAGCGAGGGAAAUAAGUUAUAUUUAUACUUUUCGGAAUGAUACAUCACCAGAAUCCAAUUCAUCAACAUGGGAAGAUUGCUUCUGGCAUUCAGAAACGCAAAAAACAUUCCAAAAAUUUAAUUCGUUUUUUCUCAGUGUUAGCAUGCUGUUCUUUUUGUUAUCAUCAAUGUUUCUUGUUCGUCUGUGGCCCUCAAUACAGACUACAUCACAAAUAAGAAACCGCUACACAGUCAAUGAAGAAGACGAAUUGUCAACUGAAAGUAUUCCACAACAAGAGAACACAAGUUGUCGAGGUAACCAAAUCCGUAGGAUAGUUCGAAUUGUAUCCUUUACCGUCGGGCUUCUGAUGGGAUGUCCGUUCUUUACAAUGGCUCUUCUAAUGAGAUACGUGCCUGAUGAUGUCGGUACCGUUAAAGUUUACUGGAAUAUGUUGAGUAUUUUUUGCCUCAUUGUUAUGAUACUCAUCAUCCUUGCUGGAAUCCAAAACUUGAAUUUAGGUUGUAUCGAAAGAAUCCCUUUUGACACAUGGGACGUAGUUUUCAUGUUUGGAAUGGCGGGGUAUGUUGUUAUAUUCAUAAUUGGAGGUGCUUCGGUCUUCGUUUGUCAAGUGGAGGGAUCAAGUACAAUUUUCACCAAAAACGCCUUAGGGUUAAUCGUGACAUAUUAUCACUCUGUCUAUAUUAUAGUUGCUCGACGCACGCCACAGUCCGAGUUUAGAGAAUCGACAACAAACCUCUCCAUUCACAUUAUUCUGUUUUGUUUAUUUCUUGGACGUUGGACUCUGCAAACCUUCCUCCUUAGUUUUAAUGGAAUAUACAUACUGAAGGAAGGCGAAGAUUGUUUGUUUCGCUCCCAAGAAUAUUGGCGCAUGACGCAGUAUUUCCUCAUACCUUUGAAUGCGUUUUACGAUUUCCAAUCAUUUGUAUUUUAUUAUGGUAAAAUAUGGUAA
Magallana angulata is the source of this 1662-nucleotide messenger RNA. RefSeq lists its product as uncharacterized. The record is from RefSeq and is a predicted model, not a curated record. Bases 70 to 1662 code for a protein of 530 amino acids. NCBI's taxonomy places the organism in Eukaryota, Metazoa, Mollusca, Bivalvia, Ostreida, Ostreidae. The transcript has a single exon.